This is a messenger RNA of Micropterus dolomieu (smallmouth bass), 2230 nucleotides long. RefSeq names its product rho GTPase-activating protein 10-like. NCBI's taxonomy places the organism in Eukaryota, Metazoa, Chordata, Actinopteri, Centrarchiformes, Centrarchidae. The record is from RefSeq and is a predicted model, not a curated record. Gene Ontology annotation, molecular function: GTPase activator activity; protein binding. Gene Ontology annotation, biological process: signal transduction.
UGUGGCGGCUCACAGUCAACAGAAUCUGAUGACCGUGGCCAACCUGGGUGUGGUGUUUGGCCCCACAUUAAUGCGACCACAGGAGGAGACUGUCGCUGCCAUCAUGGAUCUUAAGUUCCAGAAUAUUGUGGUGGAGAUCCUCAUUGAACAACAUGAAAAGAUCUUUGCAGAUGCUCCCGAGUCAUGCCCUCUUUCACCUGCUGCCCCAGUAUUCUCUGCUACCACAAGGCAGUCCAAGAAGCUGAAUCGACAGAAUCGGCCCCUGGCUGUCUACAAUCCACAAGCCCUUGAUAUUCAGAAUGUGUCAGCAGUGGGCGAUAGUUCCAGCCUAGCUACAGAUGAGACAUCAAUGGGCAGCAAUGAGUCUGUAUCAUCCCAGUCAUCUUCAGCGUCGGCCUCAGAGACAUCUACAGAGAGGAGCGACCAUGCCCCACUUAACACCACGCUCUGUUCAGGCAGCAACUCCAAGGCCCCCAUAGCAGGAGCCUCAUGGUCCACUCCUGGAGCGCCAGGAGAGAGCCAACCUGCUGCCACCACGGCUUCUUCUGAAAAAGAAAAUCCAGGGGAGAGAAAGAAUAUGAAAUAUUUAUCAGGGCAUCGUGUGUUGAAGGCACAACUUCUACAUGGUAAUGUUGCUGGCAUUCGAGAUAACGGUUUGCAAUGUGUCACCAGCAGGAAAGCCAUGGCAGUGUACCCAUGUGAGGCUGAGCACGACUCAGAGCUCUCCUUCCAGGUCGGUGCAAUAUUCAACGCCGUGACCCUGUCGAGAGAGCCGGGCUGGCUGGAGGGCGAGCUGGAAGGAAAGAGGGGCCUCAUCCCUGAAAACUAUGUGGAGAUGCUGUAGCCCCAAAUGAAAAAAAUUUCCGACAGGAAAAAUAUGCAAAGAUGGAUGUGCCUCAACUCUGACAUUCACAGUAGAGCCUUGUUUAUCCAAAUCCCUGAAUUCUGUCAAGCAGGUGACAAUAUGUUUGAUGCAUGUGCAAGCAUGUUUCUUAGUUUGAAUUUACUUUGGUCAGAAAUCCACAUGACUUUCAGCGUUGUAAUGAGUUUGCACUUAUAUUCUGCUGUUCACAAAGAUGCUGUAGCUUCUAAACAUGCAGGUAGCUUUGUUAGCAGCAGCACCAGAGAACGAGCGCCUCUCGGUUAAAGGCCUCACUGUCUCCCCCAGUUAUACAUGGUAUCCAUGAGCUCCCAAGUCAAAGAAUGGUCCUCAGAAGGUGUAGGGAUCAAGGAAGGUCAUAACUCAAAUCACUGUAGUCCAUUUUCGUUAAGAUGUCCUGCAGCUUUAGACCGUCUUGACAAUGACGCACAGCUGGUUUUCAGCUUUUAAAAGAUUAGAGACACUGUCCCUACCAUGCCUUAACCUUCAGAACACCCAGUGUAAAUGUAUGUACGGGUAAUGUGAAAAUGAUUUGGCAAGUUACUUCUUUACCUUUUAAAAUGUUGCAUAUUUCAUCCAUUUUAAGAAUAUAUUUGGAUAUUCAAAAUAAGGCACAUGACUAUUGUAACUUUAUUUUAUUUAAUUGGCACAAUCAUUGCAUGACUUUUGAAUUUUAAAUACACUCUGUGCUGUUUUGUUGUUAAUGCACUCCACAGAAACGCAGUGAAACGCCUCUUUGAUGCAUGAUUGAACUUCUUGUGUUUAACACUAGCAUCAGACCAAGUCAGCAAGGUAACUUUAAAUAGUUAAUGAUUGAAACCAAGUGUUGUCCCUGUCAAAUUAUCUGUUCUGUUUGUUUUUGAAGUGUAUUUUUAACGCUGUUCAGUUUUCCUCUGAGCAGAGAAAUGAGACACUGCCACAAAGUUGAAAUUUUAGUUUAUCGUUAUUUUAACUUUCAACUUCAGUGGAAUAAGUGAUUAGAAAUCAAAGCUUUUUAUCAAUAAGACUAAAGAAUGCAGUAUUUCAAUGUUUUACAUCCAUUCAACGUCUAAUUAUUGAAAGAGCUAUGACUGCCAAGUAUGUUUUACAAGUCUCUGUUAAGUGAUGGACAGGUUUGAAGUUUUUGGUUUUAGAUUGUACACACAUGUCCUAUUACAAUUCAUCCCUCAGCUGUUCAACAAGACACUUUAAUUUGUCUGAGAGCUUUGGUCCAGCAGACUGUGUUUUCAAUUGCAAUAAUUUAAGACACUGAUUUAUGACGUUUGUAAAGGGCCUUGACUUCUUUCAUUUUUAUACCUUUGGGUAUCUUCUUGAUCAAUGUUAAACAAAUAAAGAUUUUUUUGCUCUUUA